AUGGAUAGCACUUUCUAGCACCUUUCAGCACUUACUAGCACUUUUCAGUACUUAAAAAUUCAAGAUGGCGGAUAAGGCUGUGUGUUCAAAUCCCAAAUAUCUUCACUAUAAUGACCUUCAUCAUGUGCUCAUUGUCCCAGCAAUUAUCCACUAAAUCUUCUUCGUCGAAAUCUUCUGAACUGGAGUUUUCUAUUCCAGAGCUACUCGCUCCGAUAUCAUCUAUUGUUUUUGAAUACCAUUGAUCAUUGGAUUUUUUGACUUUUAGAGAAUAUACUGAGAACAUCGUCUACAUUUGUUGCUUGGACGUCAUUUGCUGUAUCGAGAAGUUGAAAUUGUACAAUUUUUCUAAUAUGUUAACCAUAUUCUUGCUCCACAAACAUUAGAAAUUGAUCAGAUUUUAAACCAAAAAUAUCAUCUGGCAAAGUGCCAGAAGUAGAACUUGAUGUAGUCACAAAAGAAAUUCUACAAGAGGAAGAGAAUUCCAGAAGUCAAAAGAACGAGAAGAGAAAAGGUAUAUCAAGCAUUUUCUGAAGAACAGAACUGAAAUCGAUUCCCUAUUUUCAAAGACAUUUCUCUUAAAGUCACAAAAAAAAGAUGAAUACAGAUUCUGUAUGCAAAAAGUAAUUGAAAUCCAACGAGAAUAAAACAAAAAUUUGAAAAAAAAAAGUGAUUUAGAGUAGAUUCGAACCUCUGACCUUCUACCAUCUUGAAUAUUAAGAAGCACAAACUCUCACACUUGGUUAUCUUAUAGCGUUCGGCACUUUUCAGCACUUUUUUCAGCACUAGUGCUGCUUUUCCCCCCUUGAUUUUUGCCCUAUAGUGGCCCAUCAACCCCAUGAUAUAGUUUCUUCUACAGACAGAGAUUAGGCACAGUUUGCAUAUAGAAAGAUGCAGAAUUGAAAAGGCUACAGAAUGAGGUAUAACGUGUUCUUUCUAAUCCUAAUUUUCUGAGAUUUAGGGGCAAAAUACCCAGCGGAUGGAGUAAUUUUGACCUAUUGUGGAAUGGUGAAUGAGAUACGGUGUUAUACACGAAAUGGUAGCCGAAAUGCUUAUCAUAUAGAAAAAUGUAAAAUUUAACGUAUUUCAAAUUCAAACCCAUCAGUUUCUUUUAAAAGUAUGCCAUCUAGCAUUUACAUACUGAAUAGUAUAUGACUGUCGCGGCUUUUUAUUUACGGUAUCUCUCAAACUGUUGAGUCACGUUUGGCUAGUCCUUUUCCUGCUUUUUUCAAAAUCUCGCGUUAUCCGAAAGUACAAAUUAACUUGUGCAUUGAAAGCUUCACAAUUUGGGUGACCAAACGAAUAAGCAGCGUAGUCUAAAUGAUAGCGUUCAAUCCGCUGAACAGUUUUAUACCACCUACUGCUCUCAAUUACCAGUAAACAUAACUAAAAAUGUUUCCCCACAAUCAAAAAUAACUGACCUGUUAAUAAAUAAUAGCAAUAAUGAAUAUAUAUAUCCGAAUAGUAAAUGCUGAAAAUCGUUUAAACAGCAAGGAAUCACAAGCCAUGUGCAGUCAUGCGCAAAGAAAUGGUGUAAGGAUUAUGGUAUAGAUUAGCCGGCGAGAUAAUUCAUAUAAGAAGAAGGAAGAACAACUGACAAAAUAUAGGCUGCCUUUGUUUUCCCCAAAGCCAAAAUAGAUUUCUUCAUAAAAAUUUCGCUGUGUUUUGAAGCGUUUGUAUAUCACGCUCAGAAACAUUUUUCGCAACAAUCUCCUCAGAACCAACAGACUUGGUUGGCGCAAGGCAUCUACAGUUAGUUAUUCAUUUUCUGGAAGAGGCUGCCACUGAUAAUAGUAUAAAACGACGCGCACUGUGCCUGGAACAUACAUCGAAGUGGCUAGAAUGUGUCGCAAAUGCUAUAACCGGCGAUAAGUUUUUCCCAUAAUUGAGUCGUUCACUUAGGGAAAGUUCCUCCGUACGUGAAACUGUAAUAAUACCUACAUUAACUGUCUUACUCAAACACACGGACGACGGUAUGAGAACGAGAACAAGUAAAAUAAUUUUUGCCUUAGACCUCAACGCAACCUUCCCGGAGUUUACAAGCGAUUACACUUGGCGAUAGCGAUAUUGGCGAAAGAGGGACUUCAGCUAUAGCUCCCGGCAGAAUGGGUAAAAGUGUCGCAAUGCCUGAGGUGAUCAAAGCAUUGCUGGCUGCACUUGGCGAUGAAGAUCAAGAUGUCAGAUAUUCUGCAGCUGUAGCUCUCGAGGGAGUGAUUGGAGGUGCGGCGCCACACUUCAGUGCUGAUGCAGUUUUAAAACUGAUUGACGGCCUGGCCAGCUAA
Messenger RNA from Didymodactylos carnosus, 2279 nucleotides. Lineage: Eukaryota; Metazoa; Rotifera; Eurotatoria; Philodinida; Philodinidae. The record is from the annotation of a GenBank genome assembly.